AUGGUCCAACAUUUUGUCAGGCUGAUGCAAUCUGAAUUUGAAAUGAGUCAUGUUGGUGAAUUGGCUUACUUUCUUGGGCUUCAAGUCAAACAAAUGGAUGAUAUUAUCUUCAUCUCUCAAAGCAAGUAUUCUAAGAGUAUAGUAAAGAAGUUUGUCAUGGAAAAUGCUAGUCAUAAAAGGACAACUGCACCAACUCACUUGAAAUUGACUAAAGAUGAAAAAGGUGUAAAUGUGGAUCAAAGUCUGUACAGGAGUAUGAUUAGUAGUUUGUUGUAUCUCACAACUAACAAACCUGACAUUACAUUUGUUGUAGGAGUAUGUGCAAGGUAUCAGUCUGAAUCCAAAAUAAGUCAUAUUACUCAAGUGAAAAGGAUCCUGAAGUAUAUAAAUGGAACUAGUGACUAUGGAAUGUUGUAUUCCCAUAAUGCAAAUUCCUUGCUUAUAGGAUACUGUGAUGCAGAUUGGGCAGGCAUUGCCGAUGAUAGAAAUAGCACUUCUAGAGGAUGUUUAUUCUUGGGAAAUAAUCUUAUAUCUUGGUUCAUCAAGAAGAAAAAUAGUGUGUCUUAA
Molecule: messenger RNA, 567 nt
Organism: Lathyrus oleraceus (garden pea)
Lineage: Eukaryota; Viridiplantae; Streptophyta; Magnoliopsida; Fabales; Fabaceae
Exons: 1
Coding region: 1-567 (188 amino acids)
Source: RefSeq, a predicted model, not a curated record